Messenger RNA from Trematomus bernacchii (emerald rockcod), 2559 nucleotides. Its product is annotated as T-cell immunoglobulin and mucin domain-containing protein 4-like. The transcript is spliced from 11 exons. The record is from RefSeq and is a predicted model, not a curated record. Lineage: Eukaryota; Metazoa; Chordata; Actinopteri; Perciformes; Nototheniidae. The coding region runs from base 156 to 1511 and encodes 451 amino acids.
AACCAUCAGAGUCUCAGCAUGAACAUUUCUCACACUUUGAUCUGCUUCUUCCUCUUCUGUGAGUACUUCUCUUUAUUUUCAUGUCACUCUGCAGGAUGGAAACACCGGUCUCGUCAGUGCCAAACUCACUGUCUAUUCAGUAAUUGAAGGAGAAAAUGUCAGAGUUGAAUGCUCCUUUCCUUCUUAUAAAAAAAGCAGUUUUUUUUUGUAAGGAAACAUGUAAACAAGAAGACAUUCUCAUUGAAACAACUGAUGCCAAAGAUUAUCAGAGAGCCAGAUACAGCAUUGAUCAUAAACAGGAUGAUUUUCUUGUGACCAUCACUCAGCUGACCAAGUCUGACUCAGGAAAGUACAGGUGUGGUUCGACUGCAUCUUCUUCAAGGAAUUCAUCCAAGCUUAUUGAAAUCAUCGUUGUGGAUGCAAAACUUGAUGGUGGCCCUUCUGCAGAAAAAACAAUCGAUGCUAGAACUGGAGGAAAUAUUGUAGUUGAAUGCUCCUUUACUCGCUUUGGGACCAGGAGGUACUUCUGUAAGGAGGAAUGUGUAGGAGACAUUCUUGUUGAAACAACUAUUGACACAUAUACUAAAAAAGACAGAUACAGCAUCAGACAUGUUAAAGGAGGAUUUGUGUUUGUGAGCAUCGAACAGCUGAACCAGUCUGACUCAGGAUGGUACAGGUGUGGUCUGGACAGACCUGACUCUAAAGAUCCAUACCAGAGGUUUAGGCUCAACGUCACUGAUGCCUCUACACCAACAGUAAACCAAAGUGAAAGCUCCACAUCUUCACCAGCUUCCCCUAAAACCACAGAGCAAUCUGAAACAACAACUACAGCUCUGACCACUUCUACACCUUCAUUAUCCGUCCCAUCAGCUUCCUCAACAACAACAAUCCAAAGUGAACGUUCCACAACUACACCAGCCUCCCCUAAAACCACCAAGCAUCCUGAAGAAACUAAAGCUCUGACCACUUCUCCUAAAACUACAGAGCAACCUGAAUUAACAACUGCUACAGCUCUGACCACUUCUACACCUUCAUCAUCCGUCCCAUCAGCUUCCUCAACAACAACAAUCCAAAGUGAACGUUCCACAACUACACCAGCCUCCCCUAAAACCACCAAGCAUCCUGAAGAAACUAAAGCUCUGACCACUUCUCCUAAAACUACAGAGCAACCUGAAUCAACAACUGCUACAGGUGUGAUCCUGUAUUUGUCUCUGACUCUGGUCGUCCUGGUCAUCGUGUCAUCACUGUCUGUGCUGGUAUUCUGCAGGAAGAGGACUUGUAAAGCCAAAAGUGAGGAACCAGAACCUCAUGAGGAAACACAAUGUGCUUCUGCACCAGAGGCUGAAGACGACCCGAGUCAACACGCCUACUCUGAGAUCAAAUUUGUCAGUGUGGGCUCGUCCCAAAGCGGUUUCCACGGUGACGCUGAGUGUGUUAUCUACUCUGUUCCUCGGGUGGAAGCUAGCUCUGAUGAGCCCCCUCUGUGCUCUACUGUUAACAACCCCCAAUAACUCUCACAGUCUGGCAGAAGAAGCUGGUGUGAAUUAAGCAGCCGUGAAGAUAUUCUGAAACUAAGAGAUGUUUGUGGGAAUAUGUACGAUUAUUUAACCAUUUACUUAUUUCAAACCUGCUUUGAAUGACAUCAUGUGAUGAUAAGUCCAGCUCUGCUCUAGUCCCCAAACGUGCCGCUUCAACAGUUUGCUUCAGGUCAAAGCUGGUUGCACUUAUUGUAAGUGCCUUUGGAUAAAAGCAUCAGCUAAAUGAUAUGUAGUUUAAUGUAAAAAGCUCUUUUAUGGCUUCAAUUUAUUUAUAAAGUUCAUUUUAUUACACUUGAUAUGGUAUUAAAGUUAUCUCUGUAAGAUAGACUGUUCUAGUCAAGUUAGCUGAUUAGCAUAAGAUAUGUUGCUCCGAAUUAGCUUUGACUAUUAAAUUGACUAUUUUGGUUAAAGGCUUAUUUUACAGAAAUGUUUAAUUAUAGCAGAAUAUAAAUAAAUAGAUAUGAAACUAUGGAUGUGGUCAGUACGGGUUUCAAGAUGCCACUCCUCAUACUGUUGUGUAAUGUGUCAGACUUUUAACCUGUUUGUAUUGUUUAUAUAUAUUUAUUGCCUCCCAGCGAUGCCUCUGUUCACUUCGGACAUUCGGAUGGUGGAACCUCUGGCGCGCUGACUCCAUCGGAUAGUUUUUACCAAAAGCUGACGUUUCAUGGCACGAAAUGCGCACUCCCGUAUGCCCUUUUGACUCUGGACUCGCUAAUAUCGAAGGAUCGGAGCAGCCCCGCCCCUCUGAGGAGUGACGCGUCCAGAGCACAUGUGAAAAAAUCAUCUCCCAGACUGUUAAUAUUGUUAAUGCUAUUACUCUCUGGUAACGUUAACAUUAACCCUGGUCCUGAGUGUUUCUCUGCUUCCUUGCAUCAUUUGCCAACUCCGAAUGAGUUUAGCUGUAGACAAGGAUUGGGUUUUCUGCAUGUUAAUGCUAGAAGCCUAGUGCCCAAAUUAGAUGUUUUCAAGACCUGGUUUUUAGUUGCUAAGCCUGAUAUUGUUGUAGUUUCUGAAACCUGGU